This is a messenger RNA of Globicephala melas (long-finned pilot whale), 4380 nucleotides long. It is a transcript of the gene RFX3, whose product is annotated as regulatory factor X3. Gene Ontology annotation, cellular component: nucleus. Lineage: Eukaryota; Metazoa; Chordata; Mammalia; Artiodactyla; Delphinidae. The record is from RefSeq and is a predicted model, not a curated record. Gene Ontology annotation, biological process: regulation of transcription by RNA polymerase II. Gene Ontology annotation, molecular function: RNA polymerase II cis-regulatory region sequence-specific DNA binding; DNA-binding transcription factor activity, RNA polymerase II-specific.
CACCGUAGUCCUGGCGACUGUUACCCAUCAACAACAACUACUCCUCUCCUCCUCCUCCUCCUCUUCCUCCUCCUCCUCCCCACCACCACCAUCUCCAUCACCCACCAACAACACCACAAUAAUCCACAGCCAAGAGACCAUCAUGCAGACAUCAGAGACCGGGUCGGACACAGGUUCGACGGUGACUUUACAGACAUCUGUGGCUAGUCAAGCAGCAGUGCCUACACAGGUGGUACAGCAAGUACCAGUACAACAACAGGUGCAGCAGGUACAGACUGUGCAGCAGGUACAGCAUGUCUAUCCAGCUCAGGUGCAGUACGUGGAAGGAAGCGACACUGUCUAUACCAAUGGAGCAAUCCGAACAACAACUUAUCCUUACACAGAAACGCAGAUGUACAGCCAAAACACUGGAGGGAAUUACUUUGAUACUCAAGGGAGUUCUGCACAGGUGACUACCGUGGUCUCAUCCCACAGUAUGGUGGGCACUGGUGGGAUUCAGAUGGGCGUCACGGGAGGACAACUCAUCAGCAGCUCUGGAGGAACCUAUCUGAUUGGCAAUUCAAUGGAGAAUUCUGGUCACUCAGUGACACAUACCACUCGGGCUUCCCCAGCGACAAUUGAAAUGGCGAUUGAGACGCUGCAAAAGUCUGACGGUCUGUCCACUCACAGAAGCUCUCUUCUCAACAGCCAUCUCCAGUGGCUGUUGGACAAUUACGAGACAGCAGAAGGAGUGAGCCUUCCCAGAAGCACUCUUUACAACCACUACCUACGACACUGUCAGGAACACAAACUGGACCCAGUCAAUGCUGCUUCUUUUGGAAAACUUAUAAGGUCAAUUUUUAUGGGGCUACGAACCAGGAGAUUGGGAACCAGAGGAAACUCCAAGUACCAUUACUAUGGGAUUCGUGUCAAGCCAGAUUCCCCUCUUAAUCGUCUGCAAGAAGACAUGCAGUAUAUGGCUAUGAGACAACAACCCAUGCAACAGAAACAAAGGUACAAGCCUAUGCAGAAAGUGGAUGGGGUUGCAGAUGGUUUCACAGGAAGUGGUCAACAGACAGGCACAUCUGUUGAGCAAACUGUAAUUGCCCAAAGUCAACAUCAUCAACAGUUUUUAGAUGCAUCUCGAGCACUUCCAGAGUUUGGAGAAGUUGAAAUCUCUUCUCUGCCAGAUGGUACUACCUUUGAGGAUAUCAAGUCACUGCAGAGUCUUUAUCGAGAGCACUGUGAGGCAAUAUUGGACGUUGUUGUGAAUCUUCAAUUUAGCCUGAUAGAAAAAUUGUGGCAAACAUUCUGGCGCUAUUCUCCCUCUACUCCAGCUGACGGCACUACCAUUACUGAAUCAAGCAAUCUGAGUGAAAUAGAAAGUCGACUUCCGAAAGCAAAGCUGAUAACUCUGUGCAAACAUGAGUCUAUCCUGAAAUGGAUGUGUAACUGUGACCAUGGGAUGUACCAGGCUUUGGUGGAGAUUCUCAUCCCCGACGUCCUUAGACCUAUUCCUAGUGCCUUGACCCAAGCCAUUCGAAAUUUUGCAAAAAGCCUUGAAGGUUGGCUUUCCAAUGCCAUGAACAAUAUUCCACAGAGAAUGAUACAAACCAAGGUUGCAGCUGUAAGUGCCUUUGCCCAGACUCUGCGAAGAUACACGUCGCUCAAUCACCUGGCCCAGGCAGCUCGUGCAGUGCUUCAGAACACUUCUCAGAUCAACCAGAUGCUCAAUGACCUCAACCGUGUCGACUUUGCCAAUGUCCAGGAGCAGGCUUCCUGGGUAUGUCAGUGUGAUGACAACAUGGUUCAGAGACUAGAAACAGACUUCAAGAUGACUCUUCAGCAGCAGAGCACCCUGGAGCAGUGGGCUGCAUGGCUUGACAAUGUGAUGAUGCAAGCACUGAAACCCUAUGAAGGAAGACCCAGUUUUCCUAAAGCUGCCAGGCAGUUUCUGCUAAAAUGGUCUUUCUACAGCUCAAUGGUUAUUCGGGACUUAACCCUACGCAGUGCUGCUAGCUUUGGCUCCUUCCACCUGAUCCGUCUGCUCUACGACGAGUAUAUGUUCUACUUAGUAGAACAUCGUGUUGCUCAGGCAACAGGAGAGACACCCAUAGCGGUCAUGGGUGAGUUUGGUGAUUUAAAUGCUGUGUCUCCUGGAAAUCUGGAUAAAGAUGAAGGCAGCGAAGUGGAGAGUGAAAUGGAUGAGGAAUUAGAUGACUCUUCAGAACCUCAAGCCAAAAGAGAGAAAACCGAGCUGAACCAGGCAUUUCCGGUAGGCUGUAUGCAGCCUGUCCUCGAGAGUGGCGUGCAGCCAAGCCUCCUGAAUCCAAUUCACAGCGAGCACAUCGUCACGAGUACUCAGACUAUCAGACAGUGCAGCGCUACAGGAAAUACCUACACUGCAGUCUAAAGAAUGUUAAAACGUAUUUUUCCAGCUAACAUUAACCCUGUUGAUAUUGGGCUUAAGUUGAAAUUUUAAUAAGCCUGAAGGUCAACGGUUGUCAAAUUCUCUGUGCUGAACAUUACCUUUUUGGAGUUGUGAAAUGGAAUGGGUGUAUGUAUUUUGCCAGGUCUUUUUUUUUUUUUUUUUAAUGUAAACAAAUUAUUUGCUUCUUAAUGAUGAGUUUUUUUCCCCUUAGUUUUGGGUGUCAAGAAGGAUUUUUACAACACUUAAUGUCAAUGUUUUUGUUUUCUUAUAAUUAAAAAAUAAUUUACAUUUUUUGUAGCUUAAAAUAUUUUAUUGUUGAUUGUUAGUCUUGGUGUAUGAUUUCAUGUGUAAGUUUUUAAUUAGAUGCACUUCUGUGAAAUAUCAAAAGAAAUGAUUUUCUUUGAUUUACACUGGAGGCAUGCCCACUGGGCAGCAGAUGCAUCAAAUUUGCUUUUGAAAGGUGCUUUUCAUUGGACAGAACCACAAGACACUAUUUUCAUAACAUUUUGGAGUAUGGAGAGAGAAUACAGAGCAUUUUUAUUAUAGUGCUAGAGGGUUGGGAAGGUCAUCUAUUUUUCUCUGAAGAAAAGUUGAGCUGUGCAUUUAUCAGUUCAGAGUAAAUGACAGAAUUGCAAGAGAUUAUGCUAAUAUGUACAUAAUUUGUGUACAUAAUUAUUAAACCAUGUUAAUGCAAGCUUCCGUUAAACAUUGAAUUUUAACUGUUAUUUGCAUACCAAUUCCUCUGUUUAAAGACUACUGAUUCUGUAUUUGGGACCACUGCACAGAUGCAUUCUGCUGUUGAGUGGGGCUGUUAUAGUUAGAUACUGAAGCUGAAAAAAAAUGACUUGACUUUUUUUUUUUUUAAGUGUACAUGCUACUUAUGCUGAGCUGGACAUACAGGAAACCAUUCCAUUUGAAUGACUUUCUUUUAUUCCAGGUCUUUUUCCUAAUAGUAGUUCAAUAUGCUGCUAUUAUAAAAGAAAAUUUAUGGAAUGCAAGGAAUGUAGCAACCUGCAUAUCGUUAUUUCCUUCAAAAAUAUUUCCUGGUUUCUAAAGUAUGUGGAUUUAAAUUUUAAACAGAACCUGAAGGCAGUGUAACUGGCACACCGCACUGUUGCUUAUCCCCAAUUCUGUAGGAUUUGGAUAGGUGGCUGGAUGGACCAGUGCCGUUGAAGAAUGUACAUCAGGGAUCAUCGUACCUCGGCUAUUACAUGGUGCCUUAAAACAGAACUGAAGCUAAGGUUUAGUAAGGCUUAUUUUGUUCAUGUGAAUUCCUCUUCAAUCCAUUUGACAAGGUGUGCCUGUCAUUUUCAGAUUCCCGAAGUAAGGACAGGUAACAUGUUCUUCAAAGGAAAUUUAGGGCAAACAAAGCAAAAUGAAAAGACAAAAAUCACUUCCCCUCUUUGAGUGACCGUGAAUUUAUUUUUGUUCCUAGAGCUGAAUAUUACUUGAUUACAAAUCACAUUGCUUAAGGAUUAAGGAUCAGAUUGCUAUUGUGAAAUAGCAGGCUAGUUUUAAUUACCAACUUUGUUACAGAAAAUCAUAUAUAUUUUAGACCAUUCUUAUCUAGUUAUAACUUAAGAAAAUUAACACAAUAAGCAGGUACUUAUUGAAGUGCAUCUUUUCAGUCUAAAUGUUUCUCUGUGUGUCUCAGUGUCUGUGUGCCCACAUGCACGCGCGAGUGUCCGUGGGCAGGAGUCAGCUACCAAGUCAGAAGGUGAGAUCCCAGAGAGGAUAACACCCAUCCCUACUUUAAUUUACGUGAAAAGCAAGGUUCUUUUAAGCUCUCAAAUUAUUAACCAACAACAACAAAAACAGGCACAUCCAUUUAUUUAAAUAGUUCUAAAAAAGUUAAUUAGCAAAAAUAAAUAAUACACAAAUACAUAGAGCCAAAAAAAGGGAAAGCACAAAAUGAUUUACAGAUUAUUAAUGAGGCCUAUAUUACACUCAAGACGUUUAUCUUUCCAGUU